AUGGAAAAAGUAACUAAAGGUGCCAAGACGAACCCGGCAGCGUCGGCGAAUCUCCUGUCCAAGGUCCUUUUCUGGUGGCUCAAUCCUCUAUUUCGUGCUGGAUACAAACGUACGUUGGAGGAGGAGGAUUUAUACCCGGUUCUGGCGGAGGACAGCUCAGAAAUAUUGGGUUCGGAGCUGCAAAGAUAUUGGGAUCAUGAGGUGCAAGAGGCCACCAAAGAAUUGCGGAAGCCAAAACUCACAUCAGUCAUCAUUAGAUGUUACUGGAAAUCAUAUUCGGUGCUGGGAGUGUUUACCCUUAUUGAGGAGGUGAUAAAGGUGGUCCAAGUAGUCCUUCUGGGUUACAUGAUCCGGUACUUUGAGGAUUACGACCCAAACAAUCAAGAAGCUCUGAACCAGACCCUCGGCUACGCAGCCGGUCUGUCAAUAUGCACCCUCGGCUUGGCUCUGCUGCACCACGUCUACUUCUUCCACGUCCAGAGAUGUGGCAUGAAAAUCCGAGUGGCCAUGUGUCACAUGAUCUAUAAAAAGGCUUUAUGUCUCAGCUGUUCUGCAAUGGGAAAGACCACCACUGGCCAGAUUGUGAACCUGCUUUCCAAUGAUGUCAACAAGUUUGAUGAAGUGACAAUCUUUCUGCAUUUCCUGUGGGUGGGGCCCCUGCAGGCAGCAACUGUAGUGGGCCUCCUAUGGCUGGAGAUUGGGCCGUCUUGCCUGGCUGGCAUGGUGGUCCUUAUGUUCCUAAUGCCAGUGCAAACACUUUUCGGAAGGUUGUUUUCCAAAUUCAGGAGUAGGACAGCCAUUCUGACUGACAGUAGAAUCCGCAUAAUGAACGAAGUGGUGUCUGGGAUUAGGAUCAUCAAGAUGUAUGCCUGGGAGAAACCUUUUGCUGCUUUGGUGUCGGACGUAAGAAGGAAGGAGAUCCAGCAGAUUAUGAUGAGCUCAUAUCUGCGCGGCCUCAACAUGGCCUCCUUCUUCUGUGCCAGCAAGAUCAUCGUCUUCAUCACCUUCACCCUCUAUGUCCUGUUGGGGAACAAAAUCUCAGCCAGUCGGGUCUUCGUUACUGUGUCACUGUACACGGCCGUGCGCCUCACUGUCACGCUCUUCUUUCCCAGCGCUAUCGAGAAGCUCUUUGAGAGCCGUGUCAGUGUUCAGAGGAUCCAGGAGUUCUUGUUGCUUGAUGAGAUGACAAAGAUAAGCACUCCUUUGCCGCUUGUGGAGAAGCAAGAUUCUGCCAUCGAGAUACAAGACAUGAUGUGCUACUGGGAUAAGAAUAUUGAUGCUCCGUGUUUGCAGAAUGUCUCACUCAAUCUAGUUGAAAAACAGCUUUUGGCUGUGAUUGGACCUGUUGGUGCAGGAAAGUCUUCGCUAUUGAGCUCCAUCUUGGGGGAGCUUCCUGUUGAAAAAGGAGCCAUGAAGGUCAAAGGCCAGCUCACCUAUGCGGCCCAGCAGCCCUGGGUGUUUCCCGGCACCAUUCGUGGCAACAUCUUAUUUGGAAAAGAAAUGGAUCUACGCAAGUAUGAGAGAGUCCUCAGGGCUUGCGCGCUAAAGCGGGACUUGGAGCUGCUCCCAGAUGGAGACCUGACGCUGAUUGGCGACCGUGGCGCCACACUCAGUGGGGGGCAGAAGGCUCGCAUUAAUCUAGCAAGAGCGGUGUAUCAGGAUGCUGAUAUUUACCUCCUGGAUGAUCCUCUCAGUGCUGUGGAUGCCGAAGUUGGGAGGCACCUAUUUGAACAGUGCAUCUGUGGUCUAUUGAAGAGCAAACCCCGUAUCCUGGUCACACACCAACUGCAGUACUUGAAGGGAGCAGACCAAAUUGUGGUGCUCAAAGAGGGUCACAUGGUGGCCAAAGGGACGUACACAGAACUUCAGCGGUCCGGAGUGGAUUUCACCUCACUUCUGAAGAAAGACGAGGAGGACGAGUCUCAUCAAUCCCUCUCAGACGUUUCCUCACGAAGCCGGACUUUAUCACAGAACUCUGUUCGAUCUCAGACUUCUUCCGUACACUCUAUCCAGGAUGGAGAUCAUUUAGCGCCUGAACCAAUACACACUGUGGCUGAAGAAAGUCGCGCACAGGGAUCCAUCGGAUUGAGUAUGUAUAUGAAGUACAUGCAGGCUGGCGCCAGCUUUUUGUUUGUGAUGGUCGUGAUGCUCCUCAACGUUCUGGCUCAGGUGGCAUACAUUGUGCAAGACUGGUGGCUGGCAUACUGGGCAGAAGAACAAAGCAUACUGGAUGGCAACGACACCAUGAUCCACAAUUUUACUAACGUUAAGAAGGAGUUGGACCUUGAUUUCUACUUGGGCAUUUAUGGAGGUUUGACAGCCGCCACAAUCAUUUUUGGUUUUUUGAGGACUUUGUUGAUGUUCAACAUGCUGGUGAGAAGUACACAGGCGCUACACAACAGCAUGUUUACCGCCAUCCUUCGCACUCAAGUGCGCUUCUUUGACGUCAACCCCAUUGGAAGAGUUUUAAACAGGUUUUCAAAGGACAUCGGCCAGCUGGAUUCCAUUAUGCCGUGGACCUUAGUGGACUUUAUUCAGGUUUUUUUGCAAAUCGUCGGAGUGGUGGCUGUGGCAGCGGGUGUGAUCCCUUGGAUUCUCAUUCCUGUGUUCCUUCUUCUCAUUGUAUUCCUCUUCCUCCGGCGCUACUUCCUGGAGACUUCCAGAGACAUCAAACGUCUUGAAUCCACAACUCGGAGUCCGGUAUUUUCGCACCUGUCCUCCUCUCUGCAGGGAUUGUGGACUAUCCGAGCUUUCAGAGCAGAAGGCCGCUUCCAAAGGGAUUUUGAUGGCCAUCAGGAUAAGCACACAGCGGCGUGGUUCCUUUUUCUGACCACGUCUCGCUGGUUUGCAGUACGUCUCGAUGGCAUGUGUUCCCUCUUUGUGACAGUCACCACAUUUGGCUGCCUGGUGCUCCGAGACCAGCUGGAUGCCGGAUCUGUAGGUUUGGCUUUGAGCUACGCAAUCACUCUGAUGGGCAUGUUCCAGUGGGGUGUCCGGCAGAGUGCUGAAGUCGAGAACUUGAUGACAUCAGUGGAGAGGGUGGUGGAGUACACUGAACUGGACAGUGAAGCCUCCUGGGAAACCCAAAAGCGACCUCCUCCUGGUUGGCCCAGCAAAGGAAUGGUGACCUUUGACGGAGUCAGCUUUUCCUACAGUCCAGAUGGCCCCAAAGUUUUGCACAAUCUAAAAGUGACCUUUCAACCCAAAGAUAAGGUGGGCAUCGUGGGUCGGACGGGUGCCGGGAAAAGCUCCUUGGUAUCGGCCCUGUUCCGCCUCUCAGAGCCCGAAGGAGACAUUUACAUUGAUGGAGUGUUGACUUCUAAACUAGGACUUCAUGACAUGCGUCAGAAGAUUUCCAUCAUUCCUCAGGAUCCAGUGCUCUUCACAGGUUCCAUGAGGAAGAACCUCGACCCUUUCAACCAGCAUUCAGAUGAGGAGCUGUGGAAUGCGCUGCAAGAGGUCCAGCUGAAGAGUGUGGUUGAAGAGCUUCCAGGAAAAUUGGAAACUGUUCUGGCUGAGUCUGGCUCCAACUUCAGCGUGGGCCAAAGGCAACUUGUGUGUCUGGCCAGAGCCAUCCUGAGGAAAAAUCGAAUCCUCAUUAUUGAUGAGGCCACUGCCAAUGUAGACCCCAGGACAGAUGAACUGAUCCAGACAACUAUCCGGGAGAAGUUCCAGGAAUGCACUGUGCUCACCAUCGCUCAUCGCCUUAACACCAUCAUAGACAGCGAUCGCAUCCUGGUCCUAGACGCUGGGAGGAUCCACGAAUACGACGAGCCGUACACUCUUCUCCUCGAUUCCUCUUCUAUCUUUAAUAAAAUGGUGCAACAGACUGGCAAACAGGAGGCCGCCGCAUUGUUGGAGGCAGCUAAAAAGGCUUUCGACAGCAGAAGACGACCUAACUUGAGUAAAGGCGAGGCGGACACAACGGACAGAGGUGUGGUCAUCUGCGAGACGGCUCUGUGA
Nerophis lumbriciformis (worm pipefish) is the source of this 3963-nucleotide messenger RNA. The record is from RefSeq and is a predicted model, not a curated record. Lineage: Eukaryota; Metazoa; Chordata; Actinopteri; Syngnathiformes; Syngnathidae.